CGAAAACUGCUUGACCUCGGACUUGAUCGGAAAUCGGCUGAAAUCGGAUACAGACUCGGGAUCAAACGGAGUAGUCGAAUGACUGACUGAGUCAUCGAUCAUACGAAUGCUGCUUUAUGCUUCCCACUGUGGCCCCGUUUCUUCCGCACAUGCUGUGGGCCCCCAGGCUCCCCCUGACAUGCCGCUGCGGGCAUUAACGGCCGCGAGAUGUGUCUGUGUCUGACCUGACAGUGGCGCAAUCUCGCAUUUUAUUUCUUUCCCCUUCCACACGGUUCAGCUUGGAACCUGUGCCUUCGGUCCACGGGGCCAGCACCCCAUCCGGCGAGCUCAGAGGAGCCAGCAGCGCUUCUCUGCACGCAGGAUGAUCCUCCACCCAUCUGGCCCGCCGGCGACAUCACCUGUCCGGUCCGAUGACGCAACCGCGGAGACUUCUGCCCUACGCGGCACAGGCAGAAUGCAGUGAGUGCGCGGCGUACAUCUGCCUAUAUAUACACCGCCCCCUCCCCUUACUCUCCGCCCCAUCUCCCUUCGCUUUCCUCCUGCGCCUCUUUUCUUCUCUCUCCCCUCCCUCCGCCCUUUCGUUCACGACCCACGACCCACGAUGAAAUCCACGACCGCCUUCGCCGCCGCCGCCGUGCUCAUGUCCGCGAUGUUCUCGAUCCGCAGCGUCGGCGCCCUCCCGCUGGACGCCCGCGACGUCUUCGUCCCGCCCGUGCUCUACCCGCACGCCGGGACCGUCUGGGGCGUCGGGCAACAGCACCACGUCGUGUGGGACACGUCCAACGCGCCGAAACAGAUCACGAACGGAAAGGGCGUAGUCAUGCUCCGCAAAGCCAACAUCACGACACCUCUCAUCUUGGGCGAGGGCUUCGACAUCUUGCUUGGCCGGGUUCAGGUCACCGUCCCGUGGGUGAUCGAGGGGGACGACUACCAGCUUGUUUGUGCGUCCUCGUGCUCUUCCGUGCUCGUGCUUUACCAUGUUCUGAACGGGUUCGUUUUCGGAUUAUAGUGUUCGGCGACUCGGGCAAUUUCAGCCCGUUCUUCACGAUCCAGGGCGGUGGAAUCUGAUCCUUCAGGCAUUGCCGAGGUCUUUCACGAACGCCUUCAAUCACACAUUGGACAUUGUAUCGCAACACGUAUUGUAUGUACACAUACUGACUGGCCGUACUCCACCAUCUUCCUUGCGGAACGUGGUUGUAUUGUAUCAUCUGCGACCAUGUACAUUACCGGUACCUUCGAACACGAACUUUUUGUGCUCCAGCCCAGGGAUCAG
This is a messenger RNA of Mycena citricolor, 1273 nucleotides long. The record is from the annotation of a GenBank genome assembly. NCBI's taxonomy places the organism in Eukaryota, Fungi, Basidiomycota, Agaricomycetes, Agaricales, Mycenaceae.